Molecule: messenger RNA, 3309 nt
Organism: Protopterus annectens (West African lungfish)
Lineage: Eukaryota; Metazoa; Chordata; Ceratodontiformes; Protopteridae
Gene: SLC16A1
Product: solute carrier family 16 member 1
Exons: 6
Coding region: 537-2012 (491 amino acids)
Biological process (GO): monocarboxylic acid transport; transmembrane transport
Cellular component (GO): membrane
Molecular function (GO): monocarboxylic acid transmembrane transporter activity
Source: RefSeq, a predicted model, not a curated record
AUUUUACUGUGUAACUCGGCACUUAGUGUCAGCCCACUCCUGCUAAGUCCUCACUGGCUAGCAGAGGUGCCUUAAAACUUAACUUUUGUCCAGGAAAUGCUGUGUUGGGAAGAAAAGUGUGUCAUUCCUGUAGUGCUCAUGUGAGGCGGAAGCGAGUUAAAACUGUGCAGUGAAACUGCCCGCUGCACACGUACCGGCAUUUAACAACUUCACAGCAUCUCCAAGGACUGUCUGUCCUCCCGGGUAGGAGCUAAACCAGGGAUUACCAUCAUAACCGGUGUGUGUGACAGAGCUAGGACACGACCGGACUGCUACACAAGUACACACUAUUCAUUCCAAUGAAGACAAAUUCAUGAACUAGAGAGCGCACUUUGACAUUAAAGUAAGGGAAAAUAUUCAUAAAAUAACUUGGAAGAGAAGUAUAACCAGUCUGGACAUAAGUUUCUAAAAAUCAGCACUUACAAGAGACAUCAUCAGCAGACAGCCAGAGCAUUUUAGCCGUGAUUACCAGAUCCUUCUCAUAAACACUUGUUAAGAUGCCACCAGCUAUUGGAGGUCCAGUGGGAUACACCCCCCCAGAAGGAGGCUGGGGGUGGGUCGUGGUCGUUGGAGCUUUCAUCUCUAUCGGUUUCUCCUAUGCCUUUCCAAAGUCCAUCACUGUCUUCUUCAAGGAGAUUGAGGUCAUUUUCAACGCAACAAGCAGUGAGGUGUCUUGGAUUUCAUCGAUUAUGCUGGCUGUCAUGUAUGCAGGAGGUCCCAUCAGCAGUAUUCUUGUUAACAAAUAUGGCAGUCGGCCAAUCAUGAUUGCUGGAGGAUGUCUUUCUGGGAGUGGCUUGAUCGCAGCCUCCUUCUGUAAUACAGUACAAGAGCUGUACUUUUGCAUAGGGGUUAUUGGAGGUCUGGGAUUGGCAUUUAACUUAAAUCCAGCUUUGACAAUGAUUGGCAAAUAUUUUUACAAAAAGCGGCCAAUUGCCAAUGGACUUGCAAUGGCAGGAAGCCCAGUUUUUCUGUCUACACUGGCACCCUUGAAUCAGUACCUAUAUGACACCUUCAGCUGGAGGGGAAGCUUCCUAAUUUUGGGGGGCCUUCUGUUGAACUGCUGUGUUGCAGGGUCUCUAAUGAGACCUAUUGGUCCAAAACCACAGAAAGAAACAAAAGAUUCAGAAAAGGGACAAAAAGGAGAAAAGAAAGACAAUGGUGCUGGGGAUGCAACUACAGAUUUAAUCUCAGGGAAACCAAAAGAAAAAAAGUCAUGCCUCCAGACUGUUUCAAAAUUCCUGGACAUAACUCUUUUUACACACAGAGGUUUUCUACUGUAUCUUUUGGGCAACGUUGUUAUGUUUUUUGGAUUGUUUACUCCAUUAGUCUUUCUCAGUAAUUAUGCCAAGAGCAAAAAAAUCCCCAAUGAGUCUGCUGCUUUCCUGCUUUCAAUCUUGGCUUUCGUAGACAUGGUGGCAAGGCCGUCUAUGGGACUUGUGGCUAAUACUAAGUUUGUAAGACCAAGAAUCCAGUACUACUUUGCCCUCUCCAUCCUGUAUAAUGGAGUAUGCCACUUGUUCGCUCCCCUCUCAACCAACUAUGUUGGCUUUUGUAUCUAUGCUGGCUUCUUUGGAUUUGCAUUUGGGUGGCUGAGCUCUGUACUGUUUGAAACACUAAUGGACUUGGUUGGAGCACAAAGAUUUUCCAGUGCAGUGGGAUUAGUAACAAUUAUAGAAUGCGGCCCAGUGCUUUUGGGACCUCCAUUAUUAGGCAAACUGAAUGAUAUAUACCAUGAUUACAAAUACACGUACUACGCUUGUGGCAUUAUUCUGAUCAUUGGCAGUUUAUUCCUGUUUGUUGGAAUGGCCAUUCACUAUAGAAUGGUGGACAAAGAAAGAAAAGCAGAAGAAAGAGAGAAAAAGAGCCAUGAUGGAAUCGAGGAACAGAAGGAGCCAAACAAGGAACUGACUAUGAAACCACAAAAUACUCCUGAUGAUGAUGAUGAUGUAAAAGUAGAUGAGAGUCAGAUAUAAAUGCUAAGAAACAAUUUUAACUGGGUUGGUACAGAUAUGCAUGGUGAUUAAUGGUUCUCCACAGAUUCUCAGCUGUACCUUUUAAAUGCCUUGGUACAAAGAAAGAUAUUUCCAUGUAGGAGAGCAUAUUUUUCACCUCACAGACAACCCUGAAAUGUAAGCUGCAAUGAUCCUUAGUUUUUUAUGGUGUCCAAAACAUAAACCUGGUAUGAAUACUGAAGAAGCAAAUGUCCGUGCACUGUAGUAUGCUGGUUUUCAAUGACUGGCUUAGUGCCUUAAUUUUAGGAAUCACUGAGUUCUAAAAUUGUAUUUUUUUUGUGUUUGUGAGAUAAUGAAUAAGGUUAUUCAUUCAUUUUUUUAAACUUGUUCUAACUUAGAAAGUUAAUGGUCAGAGUUUUUGUUUUAAUUACCUUGUCAAUGACCAUUCCAUUUGGUAUCCAAUGCCGCAAGUGAAAAUAGAUGCGGGGUUACUGCAGCAAAGUUUUAUGACAUUAGAACUAUUUUUUAUAUAUUUUUAAUUAUAAAAAGAUUAGAUGACACUUCUAGUUUCGUGCAGUUUCAUGUAAUGCAGUUUGUUUUCGGUUGCAGACAUGUUGCCUUUGUAAAGUAGUUGGUAAUUAAUUUGUAACUUCCUGUUGUCACAAGCUAUAGUUUAUUCUUUUGGUACUCCUAAGUGUUUAAUUAUUUGUGUAAAUGCUUUUAAGAACCAGUUACAUUUGCCUUGUGUGAAGGUUAUCAGAAACAAACUUCAUUUAAUUCUAACUUAGUGCCAUAUCAUUUCAUAAUUUUUUAUUUCUAAGCAGAUUCUUUUGCUUUAAUGGAAGAAUCACCUAUUUAAAUAUGUCCGAAUUGUAAAUACUACUAAAAUGCACCUGCUGUACCUCCUUUGAUUUUAGAAUAGGAUUUAAUCAAAUAUGGCAGAAUUCUGUACUUUCCAAGCAGCUUUGCUUGAGAGUAUGCGUUUUCAUGCUUCAGCCAGGUGAUAACUGAACUGAACAGAAGUCAAAGUGAGUUAAUUCAGCAUUUUACUACUUUUAUUUGUUUAAAUGGUUUUAUUAAUUGAUGUGAACUGAAGAGAACAUUUGAACAAAAACACUUUUUUAGAACUACAUAAGUAAAAAAGUUCUCAUUGUUUAGACUUUAAAAAGUUGUACUAUGAUAUGCAGAGUUACAGCAGACUCGGGAAGAAACUUAGAAAACAAGUUUGAAAAGUGUUAGCUUUGGCUGCCCAGUGGCUGUAGCAUUGUGUUUUAAAUUCUAUAUGUGGUAAUCCUUAUAUAUAAAAGUAUGAAACUUA